Naegleria gruberi is the source of this 758-nucleotide messenger RNA. RefSeq lists its product as uncharacterized. The transcript has a single exon. The coding region runs from base 151 to 729 and encodes 192 amino acids. The record is from RefSeq and is a predicted model, not a curated record. Lineage: Eukaryota; Heterolobosea; Eutetramitea; Acrasida; Naegleriidae.
AUUGAUUAUAAUAUGAUUGGUAAACUUUCUAAUGCAGCUCGUCCAUUGAAUCCAAAAUCUUUUAAAUUUGGCAAGUAGCAAUUACAUUCGAAAGAAGCGAACGUUUCAGCAGAUCCAUGGAUCUCAUACUCAAAAACUGAAAAAAAAAGCAUGCAUUUCUCACACUUAUUCAUCUGUUCUUUCUGCAUAUUACUCAUCUUCAUCUCCACAACUGUCUUCUCUCAGAAUUGUUUCAUUGAAAAGGAUGGAAUGAUCAUUGAUUUUUCCAAAGCUGACAAUGGCACCACUGGCCACAAAAUUAUUGACACUCUUCACUUGCCAGGAAAUUAUUACAUGCUUAAUUUGUGUAAGCCAGUAACUUCCACCAAUGCCUCAUGCUAUGCCACCACCAAUCAAGGACAAUUUCAAAUUGCUUUCAUUGACAAUUAUUUUGAUCGAUGUUUUGGUAUUGGAAAACCUGGACCCAGAAUUUCACUUUUCGAUCCUAAACAUAUUCAAAAUGGAGUCAUUGUUGAAUUUGAUAUGUUUGUGAGUUUGGCAGGUGAAUUACAUGGAGCCAAAUGUUUCCUGGUUUGUGAUGAGGAUUCAGAAUUUAAGGGAUUUUACAUUGGAACGAGUAAAAAGACUUUUAAGAAGGAAUUUACUCAUGAAUUUAAGAUUGUUACACGAUAUGCGUGUCCAAGAAAGAAGGAGAAUAAUCGACCAGUGAAGAUUUUAUCCAAAAAUUAAUAUUAAAUAUAUUUAUAAAUAUUAACUAU